AUGGAGCUAAACUCCCACGUCAUCAAAGCAGUGAUAGCAACGGGUCCUCACACCGGCAAACGUCUGUUCAUCCUCCGGAAUCCUCUGAUGCCUUCGGACAACCAGUUUCCGUUCCAGUUAUGGCGCAGGCAGUUUCCCAUCAACCUGGCCGUCUCAUUCACUGCAAACAAGUCGCAGGGCCAGACUUUGGAUCAUGUUGGUGUGUUUUUGCCGUCGCCCAUGUUCACGCAUGGCCAACUGUACGUGGCGAUGAGCAGAGCAACUGACUCGGCCAACUUGAAAUUAAGUUGUGGACAAACUGAUAGUAUUGUGUACAAAGAGGUUCUGUAG
Macrobrachium nipponense is the source of this 330-nucleotide messenger RNA. RefSeq lists its product as uncharacterized. Gene Ontology annotation, cellular component: replication fork. Gene Ontology annotation, biological process: DNA replication. NCBI's taxonomy places the organism in Eukaryota, Metazoa, Arthropoda, Malacostraca, Decapoda, Palaemonidae. The record is from RefSeq and is a predicted model, not a curated record. The coding region runs from base 1 to 330 and encodes 109 amino acids. The transcript has a single exon.